AUGCCAACGCACUCGUAUCUCCACAUCCUUGAGAAGUCAUUUUAUACCGUCUCCGAGUACGAUUUAAUGACUCUCACCAACGUACUCCAAGGUUUGACGGGAUUUCCCUCCCAGAUGUGCCAUGAUGAUAUCUGGUCAAUAGUUAGCCAGGUCCUGUCUGGAUUGGGUUUCCUGGCGACUUUUGGAUACCAGCAUAGGAGGCUCGAUCUACAGAAUAUUCUAAUAACUCGGCAUGGUACCGUGAAAGUGGGAGGCAUAGAACACAUUGUAAAUCAGACUUCGAAAGGCUAUCACAUCAUGUCCGAUGCGCUCAAACAGGUUAUCGAGGGCCUAAUUUCCAUGGGCCCUGAUUCAUGCUCCCAUUGCGUUGGUGGCGGCUGUAUCGCUUGCAAUGCCAAUACCGAGGAAAGUUGUUGCGACGGCACCUACAUGACCAGUCAGGUCGAAUCUCUCCGCAAUAUCAUAGAAAACCCCACGAAUCAACAAUCCACCUUGCAGGCCAUUAACAGAAUCAAAGACAUUGAAUUCAUCAGCCAGGCCCAAGGCAUAGGGCUGAGAGCCCUUGUGGAAUUUGCGUGGGCCAAAGGAUGGCAUGACGUCAAACCAGACUUACGGUUCCCAGACUAUUCCAAAAAAAAACCUGUGCCAUCCAUGACGCAGAAGUCCCCGGAUGACUUGCCGAUCGAUAUCGACGGCCUUUCCUACAGCAGAGAGACGUCUACUCUCGCCAGCGACCCACUGUAA
Penicillium subrubescens is the source of this 744-nucleotide messenger RNA. RefSeq lists its product as uncharacterized. Gene Ontology annotation, molecular function: protein kinase activity. Gene Ontology annotation, biological process: protein phosphorylation. The coding region runs from base 1 to 744 and encodes 247 amino acids. The record is from RefSeq and is a predicted model, not a curated record. The transcript has 5 exons. Lineage: Eukaryota; Fungi; Ascomycota; Eurotiomycetes; Eurotiales; Aspergillaceae.